CUCGUCGACGAGCGUGAAAAUUCAUAAUUAAGACAAUGCAUUAGACCGGCGAACUUACUUUCAGUUCAGUAUAAUGCUCGCGGGCACUCUAAAUUAAGGAAAUCAACGAAAAAUGCCAACCAAUAAGCACGACGAUGGUUGCUACAGAGAGUCGACCUUGGAGCACCCUGCCUCCCCACAGGUAGAGGCAAAUGUACAGCUCGGUCUUAGCACGAAAGUAGCACUAUCUCGCCUCCACGAUGAGAUUGAGAAGGUGCUGCUUGAGUGCGAGGGCCAGUAUGGCGCCGAAAGCUGCUACCGCAAGUUGCGUGCCGCAUUUGUGAAACGCUACGACAGCCCACUGGGCUGGCUCUCCAUUGGAACUACAUUGCUGACUAGUUUUGCUCUCUUUAUCACUUCAUAUGGAAUACCAUCACUUUGUUUGCUGAUUAUCUUAUUGUUAGACUUGUUCAUGGUAAUAAGAGAGAACAAUUUGCGACGAACGGAGAUAUAUCGAAAAACGCGGAAUGUCUUGACAGAACUGCAGAUGGCUGAGCAAUAUCUCUGCGAGGAAUGGAAACCAUCAAAUUAUCCGCAUCUUAAUAAUCCGAUGUCGCCGUCGGUGUCCCUGCAAUGGACAUAUCGCGAUGGCGUUAUAGUUAAUCUGCCCUGGGCAUUGCUAGUGCGGGGAGACUACAUUAUUUUACGACCAGGACACAUUUCUCCCGGCCCUUGUCAUGAAGUAGAAACCAAGAAGUUUUUCAACACCAAUGAGAUUUACGGCGCUUCACAAAUGGGUGAUCCCCCGGUAAAGCCGGUUGCACGUGCUCCGCUGCCUGAUCUCAUCUGUUGUCUAGAGCGCACUCCGUAUUUGGACAACUUGCGUAUUUGUCUGAGAAACUCGUUAAAACGCCCACCUACUAUUUACAAUCAGCAGCGAUAUCUGCUGGUCACCAAGUAUAUACAACAAUGGGGUUUCAUUAGCGCGCUGAUCAUCACAGUGUUUGCUGGCCUUCUGCGUGUGCACGGAUAUGGACUGCCCACUCGCAAUUGGGUUUCUGUGCUUGUUGAAUCGCCAGCCGCUGCGGUUAUUCCUUUGCUGCCAUUAAUUUUUCCCCUCAUGUGGAUAUCCAUGAAUCUAUGGGGCGUGGCGCGCUUGCAAUGUUUUUUAAAGACACCGCAAGCCAUACUAGAAAAGACUGCAACGAAAUCGUUUGAGGAGGAUCUGGAUACUCCCUCCUAUGACUAUGAUAACAUAUCGCUGCUACGAUCCAAUGUGCUGCGCACUUGGAUAGAUCUUUGGCGGGGCAAUUGUGAGUUGUUGCCGCGCUCGGCAAACUUAGUGCAGGUUCUGGGCUCUAUUUCAGCGCUCUGUUGUGUUGACAAAAAGGGCAUAUUAUCGUGGCCCAAUCCGACGGCCGAAAAGGUUUUUUUCCUACACAAUACAGACGAUGAACAGAACGAUGAUGGUGCGCGUAGUAAUAGCCAGUUGUCUAUGGAAACGGAAAGCGAGGAUGGACCCGAUGUUGACGAAGAUCACAAGGGACGGGGCAUUGUUGCGGAAGUUUUGGAUUUAACCCACGAUCAGCACUGCCCAUUCCGGUUGGAGUUUGAUGAUCACGAAUGGAAGGCGCACAUCAAGUCACUUAAGCCUCUGGGCCUCGCUAUUUUGCUGAAUACCUGCUCCCCACUGACACACGAGCAUUACGCACAAUUUUGCAGUCAUGUUACGGCUGUAGCCAUGCUUGAUAAAGACCUUGUACCCGUGACAAAUCGGUAUGCGAUUAUUGAAUCCAGUAUGAAAAGCUUUUUGCAUGGACGCUGUCUGUGCGAACUGGCCAAGCAGAUUGGCUUCACUGAUCAUGCGACAGAUCGUUUCGCCUUGGAGGGACAACUUGCAUCGUACCGGCAUCUGCAACCGGACGUGGUGCGGCGUGAUAUUCGCUUUGCUCGCCAGCUGCAGCUUUCAUCGAAGGUGAAGGUGCCUUUCCCACACUCUCUUUCGGUAGUGAUGCGGGAAAAUCCUGGUGGUUACUUGUCCCUAUUCACCCAAGGUACUGCGGACAUUAUAUUGGACUGCUGUGAUGACUUUUGGGAUGGAAAGGACUUACGUCCACUCUCCCCGCAGGAUCGGAAACGAGCCUUGGAUUUUUAUCAACGCAGCGCUUUGACCUCCUACUGCACCGCCUUUGCAUAUCGACCAUUGCGCCAUGGUAUACACGGGGCCCUAAGUGGCCCAAAUCCACAGCACAAUGGCGGACCGAUAGCGUAUCUUGAGUUGCCACCUGAGUCGAAGCUACGCAUGCAGCACGUGGAUAAAAGACACUGCGACUUCGAGGGGGGUCAUCAUGUGAAGCUGAGCCACAGCAUUAGCACUGAUUCGCUGUUGUUUUCGGAGAGCAAGGACGAGGAUUGCAACGAUGUGGAGGGCUGUUUUGAGAUGCAAUGCCAUCAAGUAUUCAUUGGCAUGGUAACCAUGCAGUACCAGGCCCAGAACGAUAUUGUGCGGUUGGUGGAGAGACUGGAACGUGCCUGCAUACGCUUCGUACAUUUCAGCAAGGAAAACGAGCUGCGCUCGCGUGUUUUCUCAGAGAAAAUGGGCCUUGAAUCGGGGUGGAACUGUCACAUAUCGCUGCUCAGCGAACCUGAGGAGACGAAGACGAAUAGCAUUGCGACUGCUAAAGGCAAGGAUACAACAUCUGAUGGCAUCAAAUCACCAAAAUGUCCGGGUAAACAACAACAACAACAACCGAACACAACCUCAACAAUCAAUACAGCCACUGCCUGCACGACAACCACAAUCACCACCACAAUUACCGAUACAAACGAUCAUCUCGAUAACACUAGUAAUAUUCAUAAUUCAAGUGCCAAAAUCAUGAACAUACAGCCCCUGGAAGUAAAGGCUGGAGAUCAGCCAACUGAUCACGAUCAUAUCGAUUUUGUAGGUGACGAAGCUGGUGGCGCUGGCGAUGGGCCCGACCUAAACUAUUUACUGGGUCCGCCCAACAACCUGGAGUCGUCAAAAACACUCAGUUCCUCUGCUCCCGGAGCCAUUUCCAAUCCCGACGAAUGCAGUGCCCUGAAUGAGACACCAAGCAGCGGGGAAUCCAAUGGAAUUGAUUCUGACGAAGUCGAUAAGAACGACACUGCACGCGAUGAAAAUGGCGAGAUAAAAAUACCCGCCGAGCCAGAUCCGGAUCGCCAUAAGCAGCGACACUCCCUUGACUCGGCAAUGGACGAGAACUGCCGUUCGAUGAGCACGCUAACCGAAAGCACAGAUCAAAGUGCACCUAUUAAUUUUGAUAUGUCCAAUCGGGCCAAGUUGCCGCGAGGCAUUGAGAACAUACGCCCGCAUCUGGAACAGGUCGAUAAUGUGCCGCUUCAGGUGUCGCUCUUCACGGACUGCUCGGCAGAGGCGACCCGCCAAAUGCUGGAUAUUAUGCAAUCUUAUGGUGAGAUUGUCGUUUGCCUCGGCUCCUCGGCGAACAGCUCGAAUGCAGAGAUUUUUCUGCAGGCUGACUGCAGCAUAGCCGUGGAACCACUGCAUCCGCAGGUGUGCCAAGAUGUGGCCGCCUUUACAGAAAAGAACAUACACAACAACAAGGUGCACCUACAGCGACGAAUGCAGCAGUCUGACAAAAUUCCCCCCACUGCCGCACCACCUGACGAUACCUGGGCCAGCCAGGAGUUGCUCGAGAGCGGCCUCUUUUCUUCCGAUGCGCGUGCCAUGCAGUCGCCUGCCCACACCAUUUCACCCAUUUAUCUCAGUCGCCUGCUUAACUCGCUGCCCUGCUCGAUUGCCGUUUGUCGCGACGACCCGCUUUCACUGGUGGCCAUAAUUGAGCUUUCACGCCGCUUCUCGUUGGGCCUCUGGAACUGUAUACAGUAUUGGGCCUGCUGUGCGGGCGCCAUAUCCAUAUUAAAUGUGCUUUGUGCAUGUCUCACGCUGCCGCCGCUGCUCACCCCUCUGGUGGUCAUCUAUCUGAUGUGCGUGCCCGUGCCAUUGAUUGCGAUAUCGUUAGCGCAUAUCGACGUCGAUCCGAAGAUAAUGAAUCGCGCGACCAGCAAGAAGCAGACUGACUACGAUUCGCGCGCAUUCGCCUUUGUUCUAUGGUGCUAUGGCUGCAAAUUUUUGCUCCCAGUGCUGAUAUUGCUGGUGGCCUACUGGAUGUUCAUACCACAAUCCUUCUCUGACCAAAUUCUCGGGGAAAAGAUCGAGACAAAUGGUCUGUGUGCACCAGAUAAUUCAAAAUUGUAUAAAUUUAUAGACAUAGCACGCAGCUGCUCUUUGCUGGGCUUAUUGCUACACUUUGUUUUGGUCUCCAUAACAUUUGUGCAUCGGGACCAUUCGCUGUGGCAGCGUAAUCCCUUUCGCAACCGCAUUUGGGCGUUAACCUGUUUGGGAAUUUUGCUCAUACAUCUCUGCAUCUGUCUAUUUGAUCUUAUGCCUGAAUCCGUUUUUAAGCAUCUAUCAGAGGUUUACAUUGCCAUUAUUAUCGUAUUUGGUGGCAGUUUACUAAGUCUAGCUGGGUGUGAGCUAGCCAAGUACCAGGAGAAUAAGGUAAAUGCGCGCUAUCAGAGACGUGCACGCCUAGACUUUGGAACCAAGCUGGGCAUGAAUUCUCCCUUUUAAAGCAUUUCUUGAGAUCAAGGCACACCACGCGACUUGAAUACCAAACUGAAGAUGGAGAAGAGUACUUAUUCAAUACAUAUGACAUACAUAAGAGUUACAUAUAUGUACUUAGUGCCAAGGCUGUAAAUAAGUUAAUUUGUCAAUCGCUUUUGUUUACAACUUACUUUUUACACAUUUUUUAUUAUUUACGAUCACGCCUGAUGAAUUUUGUAUACACCAACAUAAAUGUGGUUUAUUCUAGUUUUUAAAACGUUCGAUUCUGUGUUCUUUGUUUUAAUGGCAACAACAUUAUGUACUAACAUUUAAAAGACUUGCAAUUAUUAUAUGAAAUAUGUACUUAUAUUUGUGGUAAAAAAAAUAUAUAUAUACCUAU
Scaptodrosophila lebanonensis is the source of this 4985-nucleotide messenger RNA. Its product is annotated as transmembrane protein 94. NCBI's taxonomy places the organism in Eukaryota, Metazoa, Arthropoda, Insecta, Diptera, Drosophilidae. The coding region runs from base 113 to 4612 and encodes 1499 amino acids. The record is from RefSeq and is a predicted model, not a curated record. The transcript is spliced from 9 exons. Gene Ontology annotation, molecular function: nucleotide binding.